This is a messenger RNA of Triticum turgidum subsp. durum (durum wheat), 1470 nucleotides long. The record is from the annotation of a GenBank genome assembly. Lineage: Eukaryota; Viridiplantae; Streptophyta; Magnoliopsida; Poales; Poaceae.
AUGGAGUAUCUCGAGCCUUCUUGUGGGUACCUGGCCAUGACUCCUUGGCCUUGUCACAGUCCAUUUUGUUGGGACUACGAGCCGCUAGAAAAUGCAAGUUAUGUAGAUGUUGUGAAAUCCAUGAGGAUUGGAUUUGCCAUUAAAUUCCCUUUCAGAUAUGAUAGGAUGAGCAGAAGCAUCAAGGAGUGCCUAAUACUCCAGUUUCGCGACUUCUCGCAAGAGUGUAGUGAAGGCGUCAUGAGUUGUCUUCUGCAAAUUCUUUUGGUCGAUGGAAAUUUCUGGUACUGCUUAGUGUAUGCAACUGGAUUUGGUGAUUAUGCCUCAUCAAUCAUACCAUCCGUCUUCUGGUUUGUCAAGUGCAAUGCUGUGUUAUGCAGGUUUGUGUUGGCACCACUGGUUGUGUUGAUUUUCCUCGCCCACAAGUAUUGCAAAACGAGGAUCACAAUUGAUGCUGUCGAGAAGUUCCUCCGAAUGCAACAAAUGCUAGGUCCGAUGAGAUAUGCCUACACUGACAUCACAGCAAUUACUAGCCAUUUCAGAGAUAAGCUGGGUCAGGGAGGCUGCAGGUCUGUGUUCAAGGGUGUGCUAUUGCCAGGCAAUGUUCAUGUUGCUGUCAAGAUGCUAGAGGGCAAUUCUAACUGCAAUGGAGAAGAUUUCAUCAGUGAGGUCUCCACCAUCGGCAGGAUCCACCAUGUAAACGUGGUGCGUCUCAUGGGUUUCUGCUCAGAGGAGAUGAGGAGGGCUCUGUUAUAUGAGUACAUGCCUCAAGGUUCUCUUGAUAAGUACAUCUUCUCCGCCGAGAAGUGCUUCUCUUGGGACAAGCUUAAUGAUAUAGCUUUGGGCAUUGCCAGGGGUAUUAACUACCUGCAUCAGGGUUGUGACAUGCAAAUUCUCCACUUUGACAUCAAGCCGCACAAUAUCUUGCUCGACAAUAAUUUCAUCCCCAAAGUUGCUGCUUUCGGUCUUGCCAAACUAUACCCAAGAGACAACAAUUUCGUGCCAUUGAGUGUCCUACGGGGAACAAUUGGGUACAUAGCUCCUGAGAUGAUAUCUCGGAGCUUCGGUGCCAUAUCGAGCAAGUCUGAUGUUUACAGCUUUGGGAUGCUGCUGCUGGAGAUGGCUGGAGGAAGAAGGAACGCUGAUCCAAACGCAGCAAUGUCAAGUCAGGCGUACUACCCAUCAUGGGUGUAUGACCGGCUAACUCAACAAGAUGUAGGUGAGAUAUCUGCUCCUAUUGCUACUGAGAUGCAUGAGUUGGAGAGGAAGUUGUGCAUUGUUGGAUUAUGGUGCAUCCAGAUGAGGUCUCAUGACAGGCCAACGAUGAGUGAAGUCAUAGAGAUGCUGGAAGGUGGCUUCGAUUGCCUGCAGAUACCUUCCAGGCCAUUCUUUUGCGACGAGGAGCACACCGCUGUUGCGGACUCUUACCCUUUGUUGUCCGAGCUUACUGAGAUUUCAGAGGAGGAUGAGUAG